UGUAAUAAACAUGGCGGCCUCCAGUGAAAGCGUUGUGCGUGCUCACCAUUUAGGAAGCUGUUGUGGUGGUGCGUGCUGUCGGCGAUGUCAUUAACUUGCUCGUCCUCUUUUAUGCUCAGAGUGAUAUUCAUGAGCACAGACAAGUACUUCAUGUGCGUGUAGCGAUCGAAAAUCCCGGUAACCGCCUGGAAUUUUCACCCUGUCUUUGCUGUAAUGAAGCUGAAACAUCUGAAGAGCAUCCUGGAUGAUGUUGAUACUUUUAAUUCUCCGAACGUUCAUUUGGAACAGUACCCGACGCCACCGGACAUUGCAGCACACGUGAUGCAUCAUGUGUUCAGCCAAGGGGAAAUCGAAGGCAAAUUGGUGGCCGAUCUUGGUUGCGGUGCAGGGAUACUGAGCAUAGGUGCUGCUGUUCUGAACGCGGGACAUAUAGUUGGAUUCGACAUCGAUGCUGCCGCCUUGCAAAUUUGUUUGCAAAACUGCACGGAAAUGGAUAUAAGUACAGUGGACAUGAUACAGUGGGACCUUGCACUGACGCCAGACAUGCGAUGGAAAGAUGCAUUUGACACCGUAGUUAUGAACCCUCCAUUCGGCACUAGGACGAAGGGCCUUGACAUGGUUUUUCUGAAGGCAGCGCUCUUCAUGUCAUCAGGAUCUGUUUACAGUUUGCAUAAAACUUCAACAAGAGAGCACAUUAAGAAGAAAUCUGAGGAAUGGGGUGUCAACUGCAGGGUGGUGGCAGAGCUUCGCUAUAACAUUGAUAGAUUGUACACAUUUCACAAACGUGACUCGGCAGAUGUUGCUGUUGACUUUGUUCAUUUCUCAAAACGCAGAGUCCCAGGGAGCUUGUAAAUCAUUAGACAUCCUGUUAUGCCUUACGUGGUUGUUGUUGCACAUCAAAACAACUUGCAGAGCUGAGGCUGUGAAAAACACUUUAUUUUUAAAAGGUUACAAAUAUGGGGUCAUGAUUCUAAGUUGCAUAUAUACAAUAGCAAGCCAUGCAUUAUAACAACUGGGGGCACAAGGCAUAUCUAUGGCAACAAGUUUUGCUACUUAUAAAAAACAACUCACAACUAAAAAAAGAAUAACACAUUUAACGAGAGGGCACUGUAAAUAUGCAUUAUCACUUUUCAGUUUGCAAAGCUUAGUAUGCGUAGUGUUUUUACUUUCAGAUUGACAUCUCAGAAAGUCUAGAAAGAAACUAAGUGCUGUUUCAAUGUUUUUGAGCCCUGAUAUGUGUUCAGAACAACUUGAGAGGAAAUAAGUCUUUACACCAACUUUUGCUGGUGGCCAGUAAAAGUGGCUAGUCAAAGCUGUCAUGCAGAGCUGACGACAUAUAUUAGCUUUCGUAGUGGGAAAACUCAUUUCACAGUAAUAAAUGAAAAACAAAUAUUUACAUAUCAGACCAUGUUCUCAACACUUUGCUAAUGACUUCAUGAAGAACAAGUUGAGUAAUUGAAGCAGUAAAGAGGUUCAAGAGCUUUUGGAUACGUGACUGCAAUAAUAUUUGUACUUCGUUCUUAUGAUUUCAUGAAACUCCUGUAACUGAUAAACUUGUAAGUUUAGUUGAAGGACCAAGCGUGUGCAAAUAAAAGUUGUAAAGAGCACUCUAUCUGCACGUUUGGUUAACGGCAUUUUGUAUACUAUCACAAUCUUUAUUUGUUCACUUUAGCAGUUUGGUGUUUUUCACUGUGCGAAAAAUUGUGAAUGCGAAAUGUGAAUUGAGGUACACUUUACAACAUACCACUGUCUGUUUACAGCAUACCACUGUUUUUGAUGGUUUGUACUUUUCAUAUGGUUAUUGCCAAGUGGCAACAGCUGAUUGUGCAUGUAUACUGCUUAUCAAAUAAAUGUAAGGCUUCAUGGAUUUUAAAUGUGUGGUUUCAAGAAUGUAAGAGCUUAACAUAUGGUGCCUAUUUAUUAAAGAGAGAAGACACUGAACAGAUGCAGUAUGCAUAUGUUAUUGAAUGGAGCAGAUAUUGACAGUGGCCUAAUGUCAGUUAUUACUACUUGUUAUCAGUAUGUACAAUAUUCUGUUAAUAAAAGAAGUAGUUUUGUGAAA
Molecule: messenger RNA, 2062 nt
Organism: Dermacentor andersoni
Lineage: Eukaryota; Metazoa; Arthropoda; Arachnida; Ixodida; Ixodidae
Gene: Mettl5
Product: Methyltransferase like 5
Biological process (GO): rRNA methylation
Molecular function (GO): rRNA (adenine-N6-)-methyltransferase activity; nucleic acid binding
Source: RefSeq, a predicted model, not a curated record